Linderina pennispora is the source of this 2059-nucleotide messenger RNA. RefSeq lists its product as uncharacterized. The record is from RefSeq and is a predicted model, not a curated record. Lineage: Eukaryota; Fungi; Kickxellomycota; Kickxellomycetes; Kickxellales; Kickxellaceae. The transcript has a single exon. Bases 33 to 1934 code for a protein of 633 amino acids.
AAUCGGCACUUCUGGUCCUGGCAUUCACCACUAUGGUGGUAGGACUGCCUGCGGCUCCGGUGGACGCGGCAAAUGCCUUGUCUACUGCCGAUGCGAUGUCUACUGCAACUGUAGAAAUUACCGGUAUUCAAUCAUCGGCUGAUGCCCAAUCGUCGGCUUCAGCUGAUGCGAGGUUUGUGGAGGGCGCUACGUCUUCGGCUGAUGCUCAGUCUUCUGCUGAUGCUCAGUCUUCGGCUACCGCGGAUGCGAUCGAUAUCCAGUCUUCAGCUGAUGCUGAAUCGUCGGCUACAGCGAACGCAAGACUUGUUGAGGAUGCUUUGACCUCUGUUGAUGCUCAAUCUUCAGCAGACGCCCAGUCGUCUGUUGACGCCCAAUCGUCGGCAACAGCUGACGCGAGAGUUGAGGAUGUCAUCCAAUCUUCGGCUGAUGCCCAGUCGUCGGCCGACGCUCAGUCUUCGGCUGAUGCCCAGUCCUCGGCUACGGCUGAAGCAAGAUUCGCAGAUGAUGCUUUGACUUCGGUUGACGCCCAGUCCUCGGCCGACGCCCAGUCGUCCAUUGACGCCCAGUCAUCCGCUACGGCUGACGCGAGAGUUGAGGAUGUCAUCCAAUCUUCGGCUGACGCUCAGUCGUCGGCCGACGCUCAGUCAUCGGCUGAUGCUCAGUCCUCGGCUACGGCUGAAGCAAGGUUCGAAGAUGAUACCGAGUCUUCUACGGAUGAUGAGUCUUCUACGGAUGAUGAGUCUUCGGCUGACGACCAGUUCUUGGCUGAUGCCCAGUCCUCGGCUACGGCUGAAGCAAGAUUCGCAGAUGAUGCCAAGUCUUCGGCUGACGCCCAGUCCUCGGCUACAGCUGAUGCCACGGAUUUCCAGUCGUCUGCUGACGCCCAGUCGUCAGCCACUGCAAAUGCAAGGGUUGAAGAUAAUACCAUGACUUCAGUUGAUGCUCAGUCCUCGGCCAACGCCCAGUCGUCCAUUGAUGCCCAGUCGUCCAUUGAUGCCCAGUCAUCCGCUACGGCUAACGCGAGAAUUGAGGAUGUCAUCCAAUCUUCGGCUGACGCUCAGUCCUCGGUUGAUGCCCAGUCCUCGGUGGAUGCCCAGUCCUCGGCUACGGCUGAAGCAAGGUUCGCAGAUGACACCGAGUCUUCUACGGAUGAUGAGUCUUCGGCUGACGACCAGUCCUCGGCUGAUGCCCAGUCCUCCGUGGAUGCCCAGUCCUCGGCUACGGCUGAAGCAAGAUUCGCAGAUGAUGCUUUGACUUCGGUUGACGCCCAGUCCUCGGCCGACGCCCAGUCGUCAAUUGACGCCCAGUCAUCCGCUACAGCUGACGCGAGAGUUGAGGACAUCAUCCAAUCAUCGGCUGAUGCUCAGUCGUCGGCCGACGCUCAGUCAUCGGCAGAUGCCCAGUCCUCGGCUACAGCUGAAGCAAGGUUCGCAGAUGAUACCGAGUCUUCCACAGAUGAUGAGUCUUCGGCUGACGAUCAGUCCUCGGCUGAUGCCGAGUCAUCAGUUGAUGCUCAGACCUCGGUAUCGAUCGAUGAAGCAAUCGCACGGGUUGCCGAAGAUGUCUUGACUACACCCACAGCCACAGCCGCCGCUGCCGACGCCCAGUCUUCAACCGAUGCUCUCUCUUCGGCCACCGCAGAAGCCACUUCGAUCUCUGACGAGUUCAUUUUCCCUACUCCCAGCAUUGAUACGGCAACUGAUAUCCUGGAGGCGGUUGAGACGCGCAAGGUGCGGUCCGAGUUCCGCGGGGUGCACCCUGAGAUGCGCUUCGUGGGCAUGCAGCCCAAUGAGCUGCAGUCGUGGAUGGACAUCAACACUCUGCGCUCUGAGCUGUCAGUGGACGCAGAGUCGCUGGCGGCAGAGGCCGCAAGCAUCGGACAGCUGGCGAGCGACCUGUUCAUUAAGAGCAUCUUGAUUCCGGGCACAGACUAGUAGUUGAGGAGAGCGGUCGUUUAGUUUAUUAGGACAUCAUGGCAAUAAAUAUGCGCAGUCACAGCAACGGAUGGCGGCGAAUUUGCCCGCGAUCCCCCGCUUAGGCCGCUGCAGCUUUAUCUAAU